Molecule: messenger RNA, 13685 nt
Organism: Passer domesticus (house sparrow)
Lineage: Eukaryota; Metazoa; Chordata; Aves; Passeriformes; Passeridae
Product: hydrocephalus-inducing protein homolog
Exons: 65
Coding region: 316-11733 (3805 amino acids)
Biological process (GO): axonemal central apparatus assembly; cilium movement
Cellular component (GO): axoneme
Source: RefSeq, a predicted model, not a curated record
CUCGGUGCCGCGGUUGCCGGGUGACCGCAAACUCGGCUACAGAGUCUGAGCCGGCCAUGCGGCCUCAGCGCCAGAGCUCGGCCCCGGCUGCUCGUCCGCAGCCUCGGCGCGUUCGGGCGGCUGCACUCGGAGAUUCGCUCUGGAAUUGUUCGCAGAUCAUUGUUUUCUGUGAGCGAGUGCCGAGAAUUCCCGGAGAUUUGGUCUCUGCGAUCGAGUCCUGUACUCGCAGAACAUUGGUCUCUGCCAGGGAGUCCUGAAUUUCGUUUGAAGUUUUAUUGAGGCAUUGUUGCUCAUCUGCGACAUCUUCCCUUGAAAAUGGCAUCUGGAUUCCCGAAAAAGACACCAACACCUCGUCUUUUGCUCAUGGACAGACUGAAGUCUGAUACUAUUGCUCGGAUGGUGAAGGUCUGCAUGGAGAGCUCACCUCAUUUCCAGCUGGCAUGCCCCAGUGAUGUAUACCACGUCGUGCCACCAGGUGCCUCUGCCCAUGUGCGCAUCCGCUUCACCCCCGAGGAGAACAAGGAUUAUUCCCACAAGCUCAUCUGCAAGACUGCAAAGGAAAAGAUAGUUGUGCCAAUUCGGGCCAUUUGUGCCCGAGCUGUCCUGGUCUUCCCUGACCAGCUGGACUUCUCCACGUGUCCAGUCAAUCACAGCACCCAGAAGACUCUGCUGGUUCGCAACGUUGGUAACCUGGAAGCUCAUUACCAGCUGAGCACCCAGAGUCCUUUCUCCGUGGUUCCAGCCACAGGAACUCUGGGCGCUGGUGACACCAUGGAGGUGACAGUGGGAUUUCACCCGCUGACAAACGAUGACUAUGCCGGGUCCCUGUGCUGCAACACAGGUGAAGAAAUUAUCCACACAAAGCUCUAUGGAGAAGCUGAAGAUGUCAAUGUUGUGUUGAGCACAAAUUCUGUGAAGUUUGACAAGACUUUCAUCACCAUGUCAAACCAGACAACCAUGUUCAUCGAAAACAGGAGUAACAUCACAGCCCACUUCCAGUGGAAGGCUUUUCCUGCUGAGGAAGAUGACAAUGAAGAGAAGAGGAGGCAGUGUCGUUUGCUGCAGCCAUCGAGUGAGGUGUGGCUGGAAAACUUCAUGGAGGAGAAAGAAAUAGAGAAGGAGAAGGGCUUUUGUGAAGAUCACACUGCCCUCCUGAGCAGCAUGGUCCAGGAGAAGAUGGCAAAGGUGCAAGAAGACCCCUUGCUGUUCUCCAAUGACUUUUUUUCCAUUGAGCCAAUGGAGGGAGAAGUUGGGCCGAAUUGUUCAGCUGAAAUCCAGGUGACCUUCAAACCCCUGGAAGCAGUGGAGUAUCAAAGUGUGGCUUAUUGCAGCAUCUCAGGCCGUGAGAGCAGGCCGCCCCUGCACCUCAGAGGGGAAGGCCAAGGACCCUUGGUUGGACUCAGCUCUGAUACGCUGAGCCUUGGCUACCUUUUUAUCGACACCUUCUACGUCUAUGAGGUGAAACUGAUUAACCAAGGAGCUCUUGAUGCUCCCUUCACCUAUAUCCCUUCAACCACAAAGGUGGACUUCUCCUUCAAGUUUGCACCUGAGGAGGGCAUCAUUGCACCAGGUGGGACCCAGACUAUUCAGGUCUCCUUCAAAACCACCAUGUUGGGGUGGUUUCAGGAAGAAUUCCACUUCAGUGUGGCUGAAUCUCCUACACCUGUGAUCCUGACCAUCAAGGGCUGUGUCACUGGACCGAGGUUACACUUUGACGUCCCUGAGCUCGACUUCGGGGACAUCUCCUUUGGCUUUCCCUUCACCCAGAGCUGUCGCCUCACUAACAACUCCGUGGUGCCCGUGACGUUCAAGCUCCGCGUGUUGGACGACGGCGCGCAGCCAGCUGUUAGCAGCUUUGAUCAGAUACGCAGCGACAGUGACCCAUCCUGGAGGAAUGGAAUUGAUUUUUGUCUGCAGCCAAGGGAGUUUACAAUGAAUCCCAGCCAAGGGACCAUCCUCCCCCAGGGACACCAGGAUAUCGAGGUGACCCUGUGUUCCAACACCGUGACGACUUUCUGCCGGAGAAUGCUGGUGGACCUGGAGGGCAUUGCUGAGGGAGUGACAUCACUGAUCCUCAGAGCCAGAUGUAUCGUUCCUGAGCUGCAAGUGUACCCCCGAGUCCUGCAGUACAAGGAGUGCUACCUGAAGGUGCCAUACGAGAGGAAGGUCUUCAUUAGAAAUUCCACCAACAUUCCUGGCUGCUACGGGCUUAUUCCCCAGGAACGCAAGGAGGACACUCCUGUGCUCUACUCCAGCCCCAAGCCCUGUGGGAUUGUCCAGCCUCGCAGCACUGCAGAGAUUCCAGUUGUAGUUGAAGUGCAGGCGCUGGGCACGCAUCACACCAGUGUUGUCAUCGGCGUGUUUGGGGAUGAGAGAAAUCCUCUGAGAGCAGAAUUACAGAGCUCUGGACGGCUGGAAGAAAUCUACCCACAUCCAAGGCUGAUAGAGUUUGGCAGGAUCCCACCACUGCAGCCUACUUCACAAAGCUUUACCCUCUUCAACAAAGGUCUCAUCCCUGCAGACUUCAGGAUAGAGAUUACUGAAAAACCCCACUGCUUUGUUAUUGACCCCAGAGAAGGAGUGAUCCCCGCUAGGGGUGAGGUUCCUGUGACUAUCACAGCAACCCUGGAUGACACUGGGCUUUUUAGUUACUCUAUCAAGCUGUUCAUUUGGAACAGCCUUUGGACCACCUUCUUGCUCCAGGCCUUGAGCAUUGGCACCACAAUUGUCAUAGACAAACCAUUCACCCCAGAGAUCAACUUCGGAUACCAAUUCAGCCUCCUUCCCUGUAUUCGUCGGUUCAAAGUAACAAACCGGGGCUGCCGUUUCCAUUGGCUCUUCUGGAAAGCAGACUGCUGCAGCCCACCUGAGGAGGAGGCCCAGAGUGUCUCAGCCCUCAGUAGCCCCAAGGAUGAUUCCCAGAGCCCCAAACGUGCCAACCCUGCGUUUGGGGUGGAGCCAUGGUCGAUGGAGCUGCAGCCAGGCCAGUCUGUGGACAUGGUGCUGCGAGGCUUCUCCCGCAUCGCACAGGAGGUGCAGGAUUCUGUGUUCUGUGAAGCGAUGAUUGGGUUAGACCCCAAGCCAAAGAAGAUUAUAGAAACAAUCGUUACCUGCGAGUUUAUUCACCCCUCUAUAGAAGUGUCAGCCAGACAAUUCUCUUUCCGGGUGGAGAAGAAACCCAGUGAUGUCCUGAGGCUGCAGUACCAGCCUCUGUCUUUAAAAAACACCUGCCUGCUGCCACUGGACCUUAUGCUGGACUUGGAGCAGCCGUUCCUGGUCUGUGAUGAGGACCAGCAGCCCCUCCCAGAUGGCCAGCCUGUGAGAUUGGAUGUAGGGGAGACCUGUCAUCUCUACGUCGCAUUUGACCCAGCUUUUGGACUGGAUUUGAAGAGCUGGAAAAAAGAGAAGGUUCUGAAGAUAGACAUGGUCAGGGGCCAUCCUUUUGUGGAGCGUAUCACCCUUCGGGGAGAAGUGCACUUCCCAAAUCUCCAAAUCCAGCCCAGCACCCUGGAGUUUGGCUGCAUCCCGGCUGGCACUGAAGAAGUGCGCUCUCUGAAGAUGACCAACUGCAGCCCACUUCCCGUCCAGUACCACUGGUCAUUCCAUUCCAGCAGCCAGGUGAACAGGUUGAGAGAUGAGCUUCACCCACCUAAAUUCAAACCCCAGCCUCCAAAGGGGAAGAUAACCUGUUUGGAUCGCCGGGCAUCUCAAUGGAGACACUUCAGGAUUAGAAAGGAGGAGGAAGCCAGAGCCCUGAAAGAAGUGCAGGAUUUAUACCAAUCUUUAGGAGUAGAGGUGCCACCUCAAACUCCUGAACACCUUCGAAUCCCACUAGGGUUGGAGGAAUUCAGGUGCUCCAUGGACUUCCCACACACGCCCCUCGAAGCAGAGAAGGCUUUCAGGAUCGUGCCACUGUCAGGUGUGCUGCAGCCAGGAGAGAGCCAGCAGGUCUCCUUCACCUUCUGUGGCCACCUGGACACCAUCUCCAAUGUCACGGUGCUGUGCCACGUGGAGGGAGGCCCCAGCUACGAGGUGGUGCUGACUGGGGAGGCCUCACGUGCCAGCUACUCCCUGAGGCCCCGGGAGAUCAGCUGUGGCUCUCAGAUGUUUAAUGAAAUUCACCACAGCAAUGUCACCCUGGCAAACAGUGGCAAGAUUGAAUUCAGCUGGGUGCUAAACCCUAGCCCAGCAGACAAGCAUUUGCCUGGUGUGUUUCUGGUCAAGCCCACCACUGGCUCCAUUGCACCUGGCAAGAAGCAAGUGCUGAAAUUCUCUUACAUGCCGGGAUUACCAGGAGCCUUCAGCAGGACUUACCAGCUUAAAGUGGGUGACCUGGACCCAGAAAAUAUCUGCCUGAAAGGAGAAGCAUCCUUUCCCAUGAUCAGUGUCAACCUGCCCUGGAACAUCAAAGGAAAUGAAAAAUAUGAGAAGACACUGAAACAGCUCAUAAGACCCCUGCAACGACACAAUCAGAGCAAUAAAUCAGUUGUUUGUAAGAAGACUCAGAGCCUGAAGACCAAGACCGUGAAGUCUCAGACCCUGAAAACUCAGACCACUAAGAGUCAGACCUUGGAGACUCAGAGUCUCAAGACUCAGAGCCUGGAGCCCUGCAUGCUUGACUCUGGCAUUGUAUCAAACACCAAGGUGCAGAUAAAGAUGAUGAGGAUGUUGAUAGAGAAAGCUGCUCUGGAGCUGCAGGAAAAGCUCACAUCCCAUCCCCCAAAGAGCAGAUUCCCUGACAAGGAGCUGUGCCAGAGUCUUGUCAAAGUUGAGCUGCUGGAGUAUGUCCUGGACAUGGGCCCUGUCCUUAAGGGUUACACUGAGACACACACUCUGAAGAUCACCAACCCUGGGCAGAUCCCAGUGUCCUUCCAGGCCAAUGUAUCUGUCCUGCAGGACACAGGUUUCAGUGUGGACCUGGACCAGAAGAAUGGCCUCCCCCACAAGCACACCGUGGCGUUUGACGUGCGCUUCGAAAGUGCCCACAGGCCACAGGGUGACGUGGAAGUGGUGCUGCCCAUCGAGGUGACACAAGGCCCCACAUAUAACAUCCGUCUCCGUGCCACUGUGUUGGAACUGUCACUCAACCUCUCCAAGAACAGACUGCAGUUCUCUGACAUCCUCGUUGGGCAGUGCCAGGUUGAGACCAUCCGACUCUACAACCAGUUCCGAGUACCCUGCAAAUGGUUCAUUACUGCCAGCAAGCCUGUUCUGAAGAAAAAUCACCUCCAAUACAUGACACCAGCCGUACGUGAGAAGCGGCAGACGCUGGAGGAUGAGCCCUGUCCCUUUGAAGUGACGCCCUCCAAAGGAACCCUUGAUCCAGGAAAGUGGCAGAACUUGCACAUCCAGUUUACACCCAAGGAGGAGAGGUCUUACAACAAUGAGCUGGAGUUUAACAUUUGUGGGAGCAGCAACCACUUGAAGCUGCACCUCUCAGGACAAGGUCUGCAGCCACGGUUGGAGUUCAGGCCCCCAGCACUAAAGAUGGGAUGGAUGCUGGUGGACAGUGAUGGGGUGGAGGCCACAGUGGUGGUGAAGAAUCCAUGCAACUUCCCCACUGAGUUUUACUCCCUGGAUUUUGAUGAGCAGUACCUUGAGGAGGAGAAGAUCCUACGGAUGGCAGUGGGGUCUGAGUACCAAAAGAGCUUUUUUAUGCCUCCACGUGCUGUGGGUGAGACGCUGCCCCCAGAGGUGCUGGAGGACUAUGAAGCACAGAAGAGGCCAGAGGCUCAACGGGAAAAGCUCGAGGCCAUGGCAGAAGCCAAGGCCAGGGCUGAGGCCAAGGCCAAGGCCAUGGGCAAGGCAGCAGCAGCAUACAGAACUGUCACAUUCUGUCCUGAGUCCUUGGUGAAAAUGACUGGGAAUCCUAUCUCUCGGGCUGUCAUGCGCCACCUGGGCAUUGACCCAUCUUCAGGGAGGUGUGAAGCGCAGCAGCACCGAGGGAUUGUUGUCAUUGUCCAUGGGCCACCCCGGGCAGGAAAGACAGAGGUAGCAGCGGGCCUGUGUCAGUAUUACGACGCUGCUUAUGUGUCCAUUGGCACUGUGGUGGAAGAGGCCAUGGCCAACGACCAGAGCCCAGCAGGGCUCUGUGCCCGGGAGCUCUGCACCAAGGCUGCCAAGGAGCUGAAAGACAAAGAUGAAGGUGAUGCUGGUAAAAAGUCUCAACUCAUUGCUCAGACCAAGAAUAAACAAUUCUCUGGGGAAGAAAUUGACAAGAAUGUUAAAGACAAGACCCCUCCAGCACAAAAGAAGAGGGAUCCAGCCAGCAAACUCGACAAAAAGGACACCAAGUUCACAGUUUCCACUGCUCCUGCACCACAGCAGCUGAACAUCAUCAGCAGUAGUGGGAAAGAGCUGAACUGCUUGAGCUGUGUGCUGCCCGAGGACCUGCUGGUGGACAUCCUGAGUGAGAGGCUGAAGCGUAAAGACUGCUCCAAGGGAGUGAUCUUUGAUGGCUUGGAGAGCCUCUUUGCAGGCAGCCUGGAAUCUUCUCUGCUCUGCAUACUCAAAGCUGUCAAGAAUUGUCAUCAUAUCUACAUGGUGAACCUGCAUGAGGAUUAUGCUUCUUGGAAAGCCAGGGGCGAAGCUGAAAGAAAGAGGAAGGAAGCUGAAAGAGAGAAGGAAGAGCUGCAGUGGGAAAAAGCUGUGCACAAGAUUGCAGAACUUGUCUUGCAAGUAGAUGAGGAAGAGUAUAAUGCCCUUCCUAAAGAGAAGAAAGCAGAAGUGGAUAAAAUAAUACUGGAAAAGAAGCGCAUAUGGAGGAAGAGGGAGCUGAAGCAGCUGGCUCAAAAGCUUGAGGAGAAGGAAAAAGCCUUAGAGGAGGAAGGGAGGCGGAAGGAGGAAAAGAAGGGUGUCUCUGUGGGGAAUCAACCUAUAAAACCAGAGAAGGGGAAAACCAAGGCCCCAGAGAAGGAGGAAACCAAAGCCUCAGAGAAUAAAACCAAGCUUCCAGAGAAAAAGGAAAGCGAAUCACCAGAGGGGAAGGAAACCAAAGCCCCAGAGAAGGGGGCAACCAAAUGCUCAGAGAAGUGGGAAACCAAAGCUGCAGAGAUGGAGGAAACCGAAAUCCCAGAGGACCCAGCUGAGAUGGAGAAUAACUUGAUCCUGAGGUUUCAGAUCUAUGAGUCAUCGCAGCAGAACGUUGCACAGGUUUUCUCCUACUGGAACAGGAUUCAGGGUACCGUGCAGUUACCUAUGAUCCAGAAGGGAAACAAGUCCCAGUCUUCAGCUGAAAACAAAGGUCAGAAGACCAGUAAGCCUCAGGAGAAGGUGGAGAAGAAGCCUGAACAAAAAAGUGGAGACCAAAGGAGUCUUCAGUCAUCUCAGCUGGAUACACAAAGUGAAGUUGCAGAGGGGGCAGUCAGAGAAGAGCACGUUGGGGUGCCGUGCCUGGACAUCCAGGUCUCAGAUCCAAAGGCCAUGAUCAGAGAGAUCCUGAGGGAAGGGAAGCUGCCAACAGAAGAUGAGAUGCUGAAACAUGUGGGACUGCAUCCCGACGGCCCUCCCCUUCCCCCCGGUGGUGUGCUCUCCAUAGUGGAGUACCCAGAGGAGAGGUUGGGCUCUGCAGAGCGUGUGGAGCCCUUCACCAUUGUGGCACCUGAAGGUGCUGCUGUGGAAGACAAUCUGGCCAAGGCCCCACAAGCAAAGAGCAGUUCUGCCAAGGGCCGACCAAAGACAGGUAAAGCAGCCAGCAGAGACAGCUCUGCAAAGGAGAAGCACAUCUCCACACAGAGAACAGGAAGUCCCCGGGAUUCCUCUGCAACAAGAUCCAAAAGUACAUGGGAAAGUGCCUCAACCCCUACAGAAUUCCUCAGGCUGAAACGGUACCGGUGGAUAGUGCCUGCCCACAGUGAGGUGGAACUGAAGGUGCACUUCUCUGCCAAAAAGCCAGGGAAGUUUGAGCAGACACUGAGGUUUGAGCUCAUGCAGUCAAAGUGCCAGUACGAGCUGCCCUGCAGUGGCACCGGCCUGUACCCCAGCAUCUGCCAGAACCCUCGGCUGGUGUUUCCACAGUGGAGGAAAACCAUGAAGGAAGAUGAAGUCAUCUUCAAGGAAUAUGUUGAGAGCACAAAGCAAUUCCACUUUGGACCGCUGCUGUGUGGGAAAUCAAGAGAGUGGUACAAGGCCCAGAACUGUCCCAACAACUCAGAGAAUAUCACCAUCCUCAACAACUCCCCCACAGAUGUAGAGGUCCACUUCUCCUUUGAGAAUGAUGGGGAGACAUUCCUUCUGGACCCUCCCAGCAUGACACUGAAACCAAAGGAGAAGCAGAAGCUGACCAUAUGGGCAUACCCCACUUCCCCUGGCUUCCUGGAAGACAAGCUCAUCUGCUGUAUUGGGAAGAACCCAGACCCAGUGGUCUUCAGCCUGUGCUGCCAUGGGGUGCACGUGAAGCUGGAGGUCAGCCCCCGGCAGCUGUCUUUUGACAAGCUGCUUCUGCACAGGACUGACAGCAGGACCUUGGUCCUGAGGAACAACACCCUGCUGCCCAUGGCCUGGCAGCUCAAUGGGCUGGAUGACCUUGUUGAGGACUUCUCCUUGUCACAAAAUAAUGGCACCAUUGAUCCCCAUUCAGAGUUUGAAGUGACACUGCAUUUCAAGGCUGAGCAGAUUGGCAGCAUUGAGAAGACCCUCCGACUUGAGGUUUCAGAUACAGAAAACAUCCUGGGGAUUGUCCAGGCUGAAAACAUCAAAGUCUCUGCAGAGGUCUAUGAUGUCUCUCUGAGCAUCGACAUGCCUGAAGGUCCAGAUGGAAUCUUGGAAUUUGGAACCAUUAAUGUCCUGGAUAAUGUGAAGAAAGUCCUGAGUCUAAAGAACAAAGGGAGAUACAACAUUGAGUACAGUUUCACCCUGAAGGGUGCAGGUCCCAGGACACGAGAUGUGGCAUCCCACUUCACUGUUGCACCUCAGUCAGGCAUCCUGAUUGCCUCCCAGCCUGGUGUGAAUGUUGAGAUCCUCUUCCACCCCACAAGUGAGAUGCUCCUCAAGAACAAGCCCAUCCUGUACUGCCAGGUGAUAGAUGCCUGCUCAGGUGAAGGAGGCCAGGCUGUCGCCAUCAUCCCAGUGAAUGUGUCAGCAAAAGCUGUGUACAGCAAGUACAGCAUUGAGCCUGCCUCACCCAUCAACUUUGGAGCCAUGAUCAAGGGCACCAAGAAGACCCAGACUGUUGUGCUGGAGAACAAAGGCAUGCUCAACUUCAAAUUCUACAUCCGCCAAGCGCCCGAGGAGACAUCUACAUCGGAAAGCAAAAGUUCAAAGCAAGGGGAAUCUGCUCCACUGGCUAGAAAGCAAUCAACAGCAAGGAAACCAAGCUCCUUGACACAGAGUCACCUCAGUCUUGGCAUGUUCACGGUGUCGCCCUGCUCCGGCUCCAUCAGUCCGUGGGGCCAGCAGAAGAUCACAGUGGAAUGCCUCGCAGGGCAGGAGGGGACAUGUGAGGAGCAGCUCUACAUUGACAUCCCGGGCAGAGACCCCAAGGACAAUCCCCUCGGCAUUCCCUUCACCCUGAUUGCCGAGUCCUGCCUCCCAGGAUUUGCUGAGGAUGCGAUGUUAAUCUUCGCGGAGUACCCGAUCUGCAGCAGCACCGACCUCAGCCGCAAGCUGCAGUCGGUGAAAGGCCCGGGCCUGUUCAUCAGAGAUGAGAACAAAUUCAUCUUCAACAAGGUUCUGGUUGGGCAAGAGGCUGAAGCUCAUUUCAGUAUCUACAGUGCAAGCAGUCUGCCAUGUGACGUGGUCCUCUCCAUCAAACCCCUGCCUGGAAAGGAACAAAUCCCUAUCAAAAACAUUUUCAAGUUGGAUCCAGUCAAGAUGUCCGUUCCUGGCUCAUCCUGUGCUGUUGCUACAGUGACCUUCACCCCACCAGAUGAGCAGAAUUACAACUGCACCUUCAAGGCUUCCCUUGUCAUCCCAAAAGGCUCUGUGAAAAUGAAGCCCCAAACGCUGACCUUCACCAUCAGCGGGCAGGCGCACGAGCCGCAGCUGACGGUCGUGCGCCCAAGCGCCCGCAGCAAGCGGGGAACGGCCGUGCUGCGCUUCCAGAGGCUCCAGGUGGGGCGCUCCGAGGUGCUGCCCCUGGUCAUCCGUAACGACGGCAUCACUCCUCUCAAGUUUAUGUUACGCCUGGAGCACGAGUACGGAGCGUUCUUCUUGAAAGGCAGGGACUCCACACUCAAGGUAUUCCACACUGAAGAUGUGGGAGAGGACUCCACUGGAAACGCUGCAUCACUUAACUCUGAUUUCCACUGCUGUGCAGAGAGCAAGCCCACGAAGCCUUUCUUCCUUCUGCGUUGUGGGCAAUCGACAGAGUUUGAUGUCAUUUUCAAACCCACCCUGGCUCAACGUCUGGAAGGGAAGAUUCGUCUGUUGGUGGGGAAUAUCUACUCUAACAAAGUCCUAGUAGAGCUGGUGGGUGAAGGCCACAAGGACAAAUUCACCCUCGUUGGACUAGAGGAAGACACACAGGAGAGGAAUGCUAAGAGCAGUCUGAACAAAGACAUCAUUGAUGCUGUCAGAGUGAACCACAUGCAGUUUGGGGACUGUCCUGUCGGGAAGCCCUGCCGCAGGACCUUCACCAUGAGCAACCGCACCCGUCACCAGUUCAUGCGCUUUGUGUGGGAGGCAGACGGCCCAUUCCAGUUGUCCCCCAAGGUGGGACACCUCCGUCCUCGCCGUGCCAAGGAGAUCAUGGUGACCUUGAAAUCAGAUGUCCCAGCCACCUUCAGGAGGCACCUUGUGAAAUGUAAGGUGACCAAGAUCAACUUUGAGCUGCCACCAAGGAAGGUUCCUGACUGGGACGACCAAAAGAUCACUAUGUCAUGGUGGAGUACCCCCAGCAAAGACUCAGCAGACAAAUCCCCUAAAAUAGAGAGGGUGGUCAGGGUAGCCCCGGAACCGGUCCACACUGUGGUGGAGGAGAGCAGCCAGGAGGUCGAGGUGUACCUCAGUGCUGUUGUUGGCUACACAGAGUUGAAGCUGAACACAGUGAUGGUUCAGUUCAAGGAUACAUUGCCCUUCCACACAAGGACAGCCAUUUUCAGCAUGCACAACACAGGGAAGGUAGCCCUGGAAUACUACUGGGAGGAACCUGCAGAUAAACCAGUGAAGAAGCCAUACUCAAUCACUCUGAUGCGUCGGUUCCUCUCCUAUCAAACUGUGAAGAAUCGCAGAAAGCUGCUGCGUCGUUACUGGCGGUACCUGGCCCAUCUUGCCAGGAUGCGUCCUAAAGUGUGGCCACGGGAGCGGCGUUCCAAAUGGUGGCAGCGGCAGCAGCAGCAGCAGGAUUCCAAGCAGCAGCAGCAGCCUGAGCAGCAGCCCUCUGAGCAGCCCGAGCAGCAGCAGCAGCCCAAGAAGCCAGUCCCUUCCAAGAAGCGACGCCGCUCAAAGGAAAAGCACCUCUCUCUGAAGCACGUCACUUCCUCCAUGGAAAUCUUCCCAGAUUUCACCGAUGACCUGGCACUGUUCUCCAUCGACCCCUACCGUGGCACCCUUGCUCCUGGCCAGAAGCAGACCUUCCACGUGCGGUUCGCCCCGAAGUGCGCAGGGAAGUUUGAGACCACCAUGCUGUGCAGGAUUCCUAACCUGAGGCCAACUCAGAAGAAAGUGCGGGUGAUUUUGAAAGGCAGAGCCCGGGAGAAGAAGAGUUUUGGUAAACCGAAACGCUCUGCAUUACAGCAGAGAGAGGAUGGCCCGAGACCCAAGAAGCAGGUGCACUGGAAACCAGCACCUGAGUGACAGCACUGGUGCCAGCUGGAGCAUCUGGCAGCAGACAGCAACAUUGUGCCUUCUGCUGCUGAUGGUCUCCCACCCAAAAUUAGUUAAGUUAUACUUGGAUAAUUCUUAAUUAAUUGUUAGUUAAUUGACAAGGCCACUGGAGCCCAGGCUAGUUUAAUGUAGAACUCUGGUGCUAUGCCAGGAGUGGGCAACUGUCUUGGUAUGGGGAUUACCAAAGGCGAAACCUUUAGAGCUGCUUGCUCUACAGUGCACAGUCUUCAAUCCAGGACAGAGGUCGGGUAGAGACAGGAAGAGGCUCUGUAUCUUGAGGUUCCAGCAGAAGAUUUAUUGGUUGAAAGGAUCAGGAGCAGAAGAGCCCUGAGCACUGCUGUGCUUGAGUUUAAAUACAGUAACAAACUUGGUGGGAGGAUACAGACAGACAUCCAAGGAGGAAUCCUUGGGGGAGCAGUGAGGGGAUUAGGUCACUUGCUUGGGGCCAGUUGGGGCAGGUGGGAGGAAAGGGCAGGUCACAGGGGCCAGUGGGGCAUCCAGAUUUAGGAGAAUUUCAGAGAAGUGGCACCAUCAGGGAUUGGUUCAAGGUGGCAGUGACAGGGAAGAAUCAGGAACAAGGGGCAGGGUUACACUGACAGGCAGGGAAGGAGCCUGGAAUACCAUAAAGGGCAGCUUCAGGGAUGGAUACAACUCAGGGACAAACCAGCUUCGGGAAAAUACAAGGGUGCAUUGAAACAACUAGUAACAUUAACAAUGUACUAACAAAAUAAACAUGGGCUGCAACACUUAAUUAAACAAUUGAAUAUAAAUCAUUAAUUUCAGCUUGUCUUGGUUGAAAAGAUAGGUGUCUGCAGGACCUCUCUGAAAUGAAGAAAGUGACCCCAUUCCCACCAAAUUGCUCUAACUUUGAAAUUAAUGGGCUCUCAGGCAAAGAUAUGGGAAAGGAGUAGCAGUCCUUUACUAGUAUGUAUAACAAGGCAAACAAAAACAGCAGUGGCAGCAACAACAAACAGAACCAGAUACGGAACCACAGCCCUCCCUCGCCUGCAGGCACUUCCCCUUUGCUGUAGUUCUGGUCGCAGCUGGGCAGGGAAGGGAGGGAGAUAAUGAAUAAAGUAAUUGCUAGAGAAAUUUUAAUUAAGCUACACCAAGGAAUACACUGGAGAGCUCAAGCACUGUGUGAUCAGUUCUGAAGAACUUAAUUUUUUGAGAGAGUCUGUACAGGAACCAGAGACUGAACAAUGUUCAGUUUGUUAAAAGAUGAAUAAGAAAGUGAUGAGAAAACACCCUAGUGAGGAAAGAGCCUAGCCCUUAGACCCUUUCAAAAUAUGCAAAUAGAUUACACUGAGUUCCCCAGAAUACAGAGAUGGAAAUAGCUUCUUGUAAUAGUUGAUCACUGUUAGGGAUAUGAUAGAAAUUUAUGCCAAUGGAUUACAGAUAUAUGUAUCAAGCAUGCUAUUAAAGGGAGGACCAAGGUUUAAUCGUAGAGUGACACCUUGGCUGGCUGACGAGGGUGGAAAUCAGCAUUAAUAUAGGAAGGAAACUCAGCUGCACAGGAGAUGGUCGUUCACUGUGGCAUGUGCCCGAGGACACCCAAUGAUGAUGGCCCAUGAAGAUACACAUCUCAGAUAACCAGGGCCAUCAGCACCUUCCACCUGAAUACAGGAUUCUGGGAAUUGGAGGAGGAACAUUUGUCUCUUCCCGGAUGAGGUUUUGUGCAGCUUUGAGUGAAGAAAGAAACCAACAUGAAUAUGAUGAACUUUGAAAGGAGACAAAGGGACUCUGCCGCGGGCAAGAAAAACAGUGUAAGAGCUGUCCCUGCGGAGCAGCGAGUGUGGACGGAGGGGGGUUCGGUGCGAUAGAGGCCAGAGCUGCGUCCACCCAGCCUGUAUCCUGGGAUCUCCUCUCUCAUUUUUGAUUGGUGGCUGUUGAGACUGUAAUUUGUUCGCAAAUAAAUUUUU